AUGUCAGAUCUAGACAGGCAGAUUGAGCAGCUGAAGAAGUGCGAGCCGUUGAAGGAGUCGGAAGUCAAGGCUCUGUGCUUGAAAGCUAUGGAAAUCCUCGUCGAAGAGAGUAAUGUUCAGCGCGUUGAUGCUCCGGUGACUAUAUGCGGAGACAUCCAUGGCCAGUUUUAUGACAUGAAGGAGCUUUUCAAAGUAGGAGGAGAUUGCCCAAAGACUAAUUACUUAUUUCUUGGAGAUUUUGUUGACAGAGGAUUCUACUCUGUUGAAACAUUUUUGCUUCUGCUUGCCCUUAAGGUGCGAUAUCCAGAUCGAAUAACACUCAUCAGAGGAAAUCAUGAGAGCCGUCAGAUAACACAGGUGUAUGGUUUUUAUGAUGAGUGUCUACGGAAAUACGGUUCUGUAAAUGUAUGGAGAUACUGCACGGAUAUCUUUGAUUACCUGAGUUUGUCAGCGCUCAUUGAGAACAAAGUUUUCAGUGUUCACGGAGGUCUGUCUCCUGCAAUAUCGACCUUGGAUCAGAUCCGGACCAUUGACCGAAAACAAGAAGUGCCUCAUGAUGGUGCCAUGUGUGAUCUCCUUUGGUCGGAUCCUGAAGAUAUUGUGGAUGGUUGGGGUUUGAGUCCGCGUGGUGCAGGUUUUUUGUUUGGUGGCAGUGUGGUUAGUUCUUUCAACCACUCAAAUAAUAUCGAUUACAUUUGCCGCGCUCACCAGUUGGUAAUGGAGGGAUACAAAUGGAUGUUCAACAACCAAAUAGUUACUGUUUGGUCGGCUCCAAAUUACUGUUACAGAUGUGGUAAUGUAGCGGCAAUACUUGAGCUGGAUGAGAACCUUAACAAACAAUUUCGCGUAUUUGAUGCCGCCCCACAGGAGUCGAGAGGAGCACCAGCCAAGAAGCCAGCACCUGAUUACUUUUUAUGA
Molecule: messenger RNA, 918 nt
Organism: Linum trigynum
Lineage: Eukaryota; Viridiplantae; Streptophyta; Magnoliopsida; Malpighiales; Linaceae
Source: the annotation of a GenBank genome assembly